Bombus impatiens (common eastern bumble bee) is the source of this 1797-nucleotide messenger RNA. It is a transcript of the gene Dhps, whose product is annotated as probable deoxyhypusine synthase. Gene Ontology annotation, molecular function: deoxyhypusine synthase activity. Lineage: Eukaryota; Metazoa; Arthropoda; Insecta; Hymenoptera; Apidae. The transcript is spliced from 7 exons. Gene Ontology annotation, cellular component: cytoplasm. Gene Ontology annotation, biological process: peptidyl-hypusine biosynthetic process. The record is from RefSeq and is a predicted model, not a curated record. Bases 127 to 1248 code for a protein of 373 amino acids.
AAUCGUAUUUUCAUUUUAGGUUAUGUUUGCUUGUAAACAUCGUGUAUAUACAUAAGCACAUAUUCCGUCAGGAGGAUAAUAUAAAUAAUAUAGUUUAAAAAAUAUAUCAAUAAAUCUUAUAUAAAAAUGAACGACAGUAAACAAAAUUCACACGAUGAAGUUCCAGAAAUCGUAAAAAAUGCUGUAUUGGUAAACAGUUCUCCCAUUCCAGUUGAAACACCUAUUGUGGAAGGGUAUGAUUGGAACAAGGGAAUUGACUAUCAUGCUUUAUUUAAAACAUAUAAAAAUUCUGGCUUUCAAGCAACAAACUUUGGUUUAGCAGUGAAUGAAAUUCAGCGAAUGAUAAAUGCUAGAAACAUUCCUCUUAAAGAUGACCAAAUUGAUAGUUUGGAAGAAGAUAAGUUUAUUGAAAGAAAAUCUUCAUGCACAAUAUUCCUAGGAUAUACAUCAAAUAUGGCUUCAUGUGGAAUUCGGGAUACUAUAAGGUUUCUUGUGCAACAUAAAAUGGUUGACUGUAUUGUAACUACAGCAGGUGGUGUAGAGGAAGAUUUCAUAAAAUGCUUAGCACCAACAUACAUAGGAGAUUUCCAUUUAGAAGGAAGAAGUCUUAGGGAACGUGGUAUUAAUAGAAUAGGAAAUUUGUUAGUACCUAAUAAUAAUUACUGUCUAUUUGAAGAUUGGGUUAUGCCUAUAUUAGACACAAUGUUGGCUGAACAGAAAGAAAGAGGUACGAUUUGGACACCAUCUAAAGUAAUAGCAAGACUUGGUGUAGAAAUUAAUAAUGAAGAUUCAAUAUAUUAUUGGGCUGCAAAAAAUAAUAUUCCUGUGUUUAGUCCUGCUCUGACAGAUGGCAGCCUUGGUGAUAUGAUGUAUUUCCAUUCCUUUAGGAAUCCAGGUCUAAUUGUUGACAUAGUAUCAGAUCUUAGACGGUUAAAUACAAUGGCUAUGAAAGCAAUAAAUAGUGGCAUGAUCAUUAUAGGAGGUGGUGUUGUAAAACAUCACAUAUGCAAUGCAAAUCUCAUGAGAAAUGGUGCUGACUAUGCAGUAUUUAUAAAUACAUCUUCAGAAUUUGAUGGCAGUGAUAGUGGUGCUCGUCCAGAUGAAGCUGUUUCAUGGGGUAAAAUUCGAAUGGAUGCGGAACCAGUUAAAAUUUAUGCAGAAGCAUCACUGGUAUUUCCACUACUUGUUGGAGAAACUUUUGCUCGACAAUAUCACUCAACAAGAGAAAAAAUUGUUUCAGAUGUUUAAGAAAAACUUAAUAGAAACAUUCAAACCAAAAAUAAAAGCAUUUCUAUCUUUCUUUUCAUACAUAAUACAUGCAUAUGUAUACAAGUAAUAUUCGAAAAUGUUUUUCUGAUUUUUUUAAUUCUUUUUUUUACUUUGAUUUUGUUGGAAACCGAAUUGAUUAACGUAGUAUAAGCCAUGUGUUAAACAAAAAGAGGGAAGUCAACUAGGAGAGAGAACAUGAUCUCAGAGUAUGUUCAGAGGAAGUGUGUGAACAACGUGCAACUAAGAAUGUGUAGAUUGUUAUUUCUAUUUACUAAGUACAUUUAUACCUUUUCUUACCUUUACACCAUUACGCUUGAUUAUUUAUGCGCAUAUCACAAUGCCUAUUUGCGCUAAAUAUAUAGAUUAAUUGCUAAGUAAACGGUAGAUUAUAUAAAACAACUUUCAUAUGAAAUGUCUCACUAAAGGAACGAUCGGAAAGAAGAAAGCGUUUUACCGGCGACGCGAUAUAAUUAGCCACGUGCGAGAAAAUUAAAUAUUGAAUUUAAAAUAAAUUGCGUUUCACAUUGA